GACGUCAGAAGCCUGCGACGGAAGUUGUGUCAUUGAAUUGCAGAGACCGAAAUGGCUGGAGUGAUCAAGAAGACAACAGGCUUGGUCGGCCUUGCAGUCUCUCACAAUCCACACGAGCGUCUCCGGAUUCUGUACACGAAGAUCUUGGGAUGUCUGCAAACUAUGCCUCAGGAUGCAGCCUACAGAAAAUACACUGAACAACUUGUCAACGAGAGGUUCAAUCAUGUCAAAACUGAGCCUGAUGUAGAAAAGCUGGAAAAGAGACUGAACUGUGGACAGAUUGAGGAGGUUAUCACACAGGCUGAGUUCGAGCUGUCCUUGUCUAGGAAGAUGACAGAAUGGAAACCAUGGGAACCACUUGUUGAGGAAGCUCCAGCAAACCAGUGGAAGUGGCCAAUUUAAAGUCCUCAUGGUGUUCAUUUAGAUGUAAAUUGUGUUUAUAUUAAUUAAUACAUAAAUAAAGUCUGUUUAAGUUGUA
Molecule: messenger RNA, 478 nt
Organism: Paramisgurnus dabryanus
Lineage: Eukaryota; Metazoa; Chordata; Actinopteri; Cypriniformes; Cobitidae
Source: RefSeq, a predicted model, not a curated record